AUGGCAGAAUCUGACACAUUGUCUGAUAGCAAGGACAUUGCGAGGAAAUCACCAUCACAGCAACAGCAGCAGCAGCAGCAGCAGCAGCAGCAAGAAAUCACUAUUCCACAAAUCAUAUUGACUGAACCGCCUACUCAACAUUCUGAUGCAAAUACCAUCAAUACCAGCACAUCGCCACACGCUCUCUCUCCUAAAUCAGUGCCUCAUAAGCCAUCACCUCCAGCUUCUUCUACUGUGAUAUCAUCCUCUCCAUUGCCAUCCCCUUUACCAUUGACAAAGGAUUUGCUGCAGAGAAAGAACAAGAUGGAUAGAUUGCUAUCUCAAAAGGAGAAGCAUCGCUAUCAUCGUCAACAGCAACAGCAACGUUCAGCCGAUUUCAAUAGUAGUAGUGCCGUUGACGAACGAGUGACAGCAGGACUGGGUAUAUCCACUCCUCACAAUGAUCAUGGUUCUUCGUCGUCAAUGGCUGCUGGUGCUACAACAAUAUCAGGCCUGCGAUCCCGUCGCUUCAGUUCAUCUCGUUUAUCUUCCUCCAACCGAAGUGAACCCGAAAAAGCCAUGUUUAGUCCAUCAUCCCUUGGCCAUCAAAGUGAAUGGAGCUAUGAUUUGGAUGCAUUCAAGUCGAGCACGUCUGGAUCUUCCAAGGGACAUCAUCCUCAUCAUCACCAUCAUCAGCAUGCCAGUAGCUAUCACCAUGCAACAUCUGGCACUUCAGUCAGUGGAUCAUCCAAUCGAAACAGCGUAUCCAUGAGAGCAUACAGUGCCAAUCAUCGCUAUAUGGAUCGACAUCACGGACAGCAUGGCCAUACCCCUUAUUUUGAAAGGCCAGAUCAGCAUUUGAAUCGACAUGAUGAAUACAAAAGCAAAUACUUUUUAUUGGAUUUACUGAUCCAUGCUGUCAAUCGAGUUGUGAAUUCAAGGGCACCUGAAUCCAAGCAAGUGUCUGAUAAAGAGAUAUUUGAUUUUGAUACAAGCACAACAGCAGCAACAGCAGGCCUUCGUGAUACCCCUAGUCCACUUCCACUGAACGAAAAGUCCAUGGAACUAGCAUCACCUCACAUUAUGACACCUGCAACAGCCAACACGGCGACUAACACAACAACAAAUAGAAAUAAUAGAUAUUCCUGGCUAUCCAUAGUCACUAGUUUAGACGAAAAGUCAUCCGAUUUUGACAACGAUUCCAUAUUCCCCAGCGAAAAGAAACUAGCAUCAGUGCAUACCAUCGCUCACGAUGCUCACCAGCAACUACAACCGCCACCACCACCGCCGCCAAUACAAAUGACAGCGAAAAAGCCAUUAUCACUGUCAGAUGAACUGCUGCCCAAUCCAUUGCAAGGUCAUUCGCUGUAUCUGUUUGGUCCUACCAACAGAUUUCGCAUCCAUGUUUGGAAAUUCAUACGUAAAAGCAUCGAGUCGAUUUGCAAAAUCAUUGCCUAUGGACUCAUUAUACCACCAAAACCACCCACACUAGCGUCACUGAAUCAACAGCAACAAGAAGAUCAGGAAGAGUUGGUCAAGAAUUGGAAGCGAAAUCAUCGCGCCUACCUCAACAGUUUUGGAAAUUGCUUUGAUACAGUGUCCAUUAUCAGCUAUUGGGCUGAUCUGAUCGUCAUGGUCUAUGAAUACCCUUAUUUAUCACUGUUCAAAUCAUUAGGAGCUAUACGUCCAAUUCGACUGUUAUCCAUGUUACGCGGCACAGCUGUCAUUUUGAAAUCAUUGGAAACAAGUUGGGAUAUUCUACUCGCUGUAUCUGGCCUCAUCUUUUUCUUUCUGCUGCUGUUUGCUCUUGUUGGGUUGAUUUCCUUCCAAGGUGUCUUCUCGAGACGGUGUUACUAUACAGCAGAGGACAACUCACUGCAACUCGUUGAGCCUGCACUGUAUUGCUCAGGUUAUAUGAAUAACACGGCGGUGGUAGGUGCUUAUAAUGUGGAAACAGGCGAAUCCAGCUACCCUGGGUAUCAUGGUUAUCUAUGUGCUGCUGGUCAGAUUUGCUUAGAGAAUCCUGUCAACAACCCCAACUACGGAUUCGUCAAUUUCGACACCAUUUUCUUUUCGUUUUUGAACGUAUAUACCUUUGUGUCUCUGGAGUUAUGGACGGAUCUGAUGUACCAGACGCAGGAGGCAGACUCGACUGUCGCUGCCUUAUAUUACUGCUUGGGCGUCUAUAUCAUAGCCUUUGUGCUUACAUUUCUUUUGUUUGCUGUUAUCACAUCUGCAUUUGCACGUGUUCGCGCUGAAAGUGCAGUGAGUGCAUUUACAGCAAAGAAAAAGGGAUACCCGGUUUUAAGGGAUGCAGAAGGACUGGAUGAUGAAGCCAUGUGGAUGUUUGAUAACCCACCUGACGACUUGGGAAAAGGUGUUACUCGACUCAAGCUGCGAUGGUGGAUUGUGAGGAUGGUCAAGAGUCGAGCCUUCUUUUACUUUGGUGGCUUUCUGGUCCUGUUUGAUCUCAUCUUUAUGUGUUUGCGAUCAUUUUACGCGAGCAAAGCAACAUUAGAAUUAGUGGACAAUGCUGAAACUGCAUUUACAUUUGUCUUUGCCCUAGAGAUUCUGCUUAGAAUGGUGGGAGCCACCAGCUGGAUGACCUUUUGGUCUGCCAAAACCAACUUGUUUGACUUGUUUCUAGUGAUCAGCACGUGUGUGAUUCAGUUACCCAUGAUCCAGGACUCUUGGGUGUACAAGUACUUGACCAUAUUUCAAAUAUUGCGGUUGUACCGACUCUUUAUAUGUAUCCCUCGCGUGAGACGUUUGCUAUCUGCUGCUUUAGGUACUGGUGAAAGUGUCAUUUACGUUAUGGUGUUCCUUAUUUUAGCUACCGCAUUGUGUUCCACUGUGUUCAUGCAAAUGUUUGGCGGUGAUUACACGGAUGUAACAACGCCAGAAGAUCCUGAAAACCGAUUUGACACUUUUUGGGAGUCGUUUGUGUCUCUGAUUGUCGUGUAUACCAGCGAGAGAUGGACGGAUGUGCUCUACGACGCCAUGGCCAGUCAACAUGGUCAAGGAUCCAUUUACGCGGCAGCAGCACUGUCGCUCUACUUUGCAUUUGGUCGAUACAUCAUGUCGGGCCUUUACAUUGCUGUUGUACUGGAGAAUUUUGAAUUAAGCGACGACUACAUCCGACACUACCAAAUCAAGGACUUUAUCCACCGUCAUCGCUUCAAAGAUAAGGACAGAACAGAGACCAUCCUUUUGAAAUUGUUUCGACCGUUUUACUAUUUCAAUGAAAACAAGAACGUUCAAAUAUCUGAACUACCAGCCAAUUUGACGGCACCCCUGACAAAAUCAGACUUGACAGAGUUGUUGACUGAUCUCCCAAAGAAGCGAAACGAAGAGCUAAAACAGCCAUCUUGGAUUGAAAGAAAGCUAACGAUAUUCUUUUCCAGUAUUCGACAGCGUAUUCCAUUCUUGCGAAAAAAGACCAGCAUCAAAUCUGCCCCCAUAAACCCUUUUAUGCAAGAUACAGAAGAUAUACCUGAAGAUUACGACAUGAUUGCCGCUGAAGAGAACCGAGAAGCUCAGAAAGAAGACACGCCUGUGGUAAAUUCGCUGUUUCUGUUCUCUAACAGAAGCAGAUUUCGAUACUAUUGCAAAAAAUUGGUUGGAUCCAGCAACGAUGGACAAGCAGAAAAGCACAACUUGUUCAAUUGGAUGGUCAUGGCAUGCGUGCUGGUCAGUAUUCUGAUGGUGAUUUUGGACGAGCCUUCCACACGUCUGAUCAGAAAGGAUACCUCGAGACAGGACAUUUACGACACGAUUGAAAUUGUGCUCAGUGUCGUCUUUAUCGUGGAAGUCAGUAUUCGUAUUGUGGCCGAUGGGUUUCUACUGACGCCCAAUGCCUACCUUCGCAACCACUGGAAUCAGCUGGAUCUGUGUGUCAUCCUGCUUAAUAUUGUUACCAUCUUUAUGAGCUCGGAAGAAGCUCCUCGUGGUCUCAGUACAUUUCGAAGUCUGCGUAUUCUUCGGCUGAUUCGAUACUUUAAUGGUGUGCGUGAUAUCUUUGUAGCGCUGUUCUACGCUUUUCCUCUCAUGUUUGAUGCCCUGAUAUUCACCUUUCUGGUGCUGGUUCCCUUUGCAGUGUACGGUGUCAACAUCUUUGGUGGUCUCAUGUGGAUGUGUAAUGAUGGAUCUGUAGGCUCAAGAGGUGAUUGCAUUGGUGAAUUUGAGCUGAAUGUGAGCAGUGAUGAUGGCACCGACGUCAAUAUCUGGAUCCCUCGUGUGUGGCAGAACCCUCAAAACGGCUUCAUAUCGUACGACAACUUUCCACUGGCGUUGCAGCAUCUGUUUUCUCUGACAUCGACCGAAGGCUGGGUCGACUCCAUGUUCAGUGCCAUGAGUACUCCGCAUGAACCUGAUGCGCAACCCUCAUUCAACUGGUACUCCAGCACCGUAUAUCAUGGCAUCUUUUACAUUAUCUUUAUGAUCUUUUCGCAAGGCACGAUGCAACUGUUUGUGGGUGUCAUCAUUGAAAAAUUCAAAGAAAGAAACGGCAUUACGACACUGACCACAGCUCAGCGAAAAUACAUGGAUUUGCAACGUCUGCUGUCCAGCGUCAAGCCCACAAUCAAGGUGUUUCGUCCAGAGUCGAAAUUGCGACGAAUCUGCUAUGACAUGGUAAUCCAAAAGCACGGCAAGUUUAACCGACUCAUGAUGUGUGUCAUCUGCUUGAAUAUUGUCGCCAUUGCGAGUGAGUUCCAGAAUGAACCUCACUGGUUGGAAGAGUUGCAAGAUUACUCGUAUUUAGGGUUUACUAUUAUCUACGUGGUUGAAUGUAUCAUCAAGUUGCUUGGUCUCGGUUGGAAAAAGUGGAUUCGCAGUAAAUGGAACUGGUUUGAUUGUAUCAUUGCCAGCUGUGCAUUGCUGCUGCUCAUUCUUCGAUUUGCUCUGCCUGAUUUAUGGACACUACGAGUGGAACGGUACUGUUUGGUUCUAGCUGCUUUCCGUCUCGGCGAGGGUAUUGAUUCGCUUCAGACGCUGUAUCAUACCAUUGCCAAAUCCAUGCCGUCUAUCAUUCAAGUGUCUGCUGUCUUUAUGGUAGCCAUGUGUCUGUUCGCUAUGCUCUUCAUGGAGUUCUUUGGCUUGACAAAGUAUGGUAUUUAUGGUACAUCUCAUGUCAACUUUCGAGAUUAUGGCAAUGCUUUGCUCUUACUUGUGCGUGCAACAACGGGCGAGGCUUGGAAUGCUAUUCUCGUUGACUAUACCGUCCAAUACCCCAAUUGCAACAGAUCAAGCAACUACCUUGAGGACGAUUGCGGCUCACCCUUUUGGGCCUACUUUUUGUUUGAUAUCUUUUACAUUGUUUGCACUCAUAUUUUCAUGAAUCUCUUUACUGCUGUUAUCAUCAGCAAUUUCGAGUAUGCUUAUGAAACCAGAACACGCUUUACCAACAUUACCAAAGCUGAUCUCCGCAUGUUCAAGCAUGCUUGGGCAGACAUUGACACCAAAGGCACAGGCUACAUUCAAAAGGAAGAUGUUGCCAAAUUACUGAGGAAGUUUACUGGCCGUUUCAGCUUUAGAAUCUAUGAUGAUCAGCACAAUGUGGAUAAUAUAAUACGACAUGGCUGUCAGAGUUUCGAUAAGCACCGUUCCAGCUAUACAAAAUCACCUAGUGCCAAGUCGCCUGGAAUAAAAUCACCUGGUAAAUCACCCAACAAAUCACCUAGUAAAUCAUCACCUGUAGUCAAAAGUGGCCAUAGUAGCCUACCUCCUGGAGAAUACGACAUCAAUGUACAGAAGAUCAACAGAUUGCUCGGUAAAAUGGAUGUGGAUCAAAUCAGAAAAAGAAGACUCGAGUACAACUUGUAUUACAAGGAAAUCUUGAGAUCAGAAACAUCUAAGGGGAUCCCAUUUGCAAGCGUCUUGACUAUCAUGUCCUACAGAUUCAUUGAUAUUUCUACCUCUUUAACCUUGGAUCCUUUAAUUGCUCGUUUGGAGAAAAUUGAACAACUUACACAAGAAUAUCAUUUGGAAAAAGCAGCAGGUUUCUUUCUUGCUCAAAUUCAAAAACGAAGAUUUGUGCGUCAGUUAUGGAUGAAGCGUGAUGAAGAUGAAGUUAAGAAAUUGGGUGUUACUAAUCCGAGUCAAUUUGAUUUUGGUGCAGCGACAAGCAACGGGAAUAAUAACCCCUUGAAUAGCCCCAUUAAUUACUUCAAUUUUGCACCAGAUAAAAAGAAAAGGUCGCCUCCAGUUCCUCGCAUUGUCAUUGAUAAUGCUUCUGCAAACACCGAGCUUUCAUCUCCCAUGUCAGCUGGAACAGCCAGUAUUCCAGUGUCUCCCAUGUCUACAUUUUCCAUGGACAAUCAAUACGACCCAAGUUAUUCUGGUGGAGGAUAUUCACUCAUGGUCGCCCCUGGCACCAACAGUAUGCCAUCAUCUCCCAACACCAUGACAGAGAUAGAGAGCACCGGCCGCAGUGCAUUCAGUGGUGCUUUGUCUCCUAUUUCUCCUUUUCCUGCUCUCAGCCCUGCUUCAAGACAAAAUUGGCUGCUUAUUGAUGGUAAUGUGGAGAUGCCAAAUGAGGUAUCUGAAGGAUUAAUGGAUUCAAUGAACCACAGUAUUUGGUCAGAUAUGUUACGAGAUGAGGAUUUGUAA
Messenger RNA from Mucor velutinosus, 6588 nucleotides. It is a transcript of the gene sbp1, whose product is annotated as Ran GTPase binding protein Sbp1. Gene Ontology annotation, biological process: calcium ion import across plasma membrane. Bases 1 to 6588 code for a protein of 2195 amino acids. The record is from RefSeq and is a predicted model, not a curated record. Gene Ontology annotation, cellular component: voltage-gated calcium channel complex; membrane. Gene Ontology annotation, molecular function: calcium ion binding; high voltage-gated calcium channel activity. NCBI's taxonomy places the organism in Eukaryota, Fungi, Mucoromycota, Mucoromycetes, Mucorales, Mucoraceae. The transcript is spliced from 14 exons.